GAGCCGGAGCAGAGCCCAGCCAGGCGGGACCAGGCACCGGGGGCUGAUUAGGCCCGCGCAGGUCCGCUCCACCGGGCCGGGCCGAGGUGCGGUGUAUCCGAGGCACCCCCACCCACCAUGAACUCGAGAAAGAGAGGGAGCCCCUCUCGGACUCAUUCGAUGAUGUCGCUGUCUGUUCGGCCCCAACGUCGAAUUCUCAGUGCCAGGAUCAAUAGGAGCCAGUCCUUCGCAGGUGUCCUCAGUGGCCAGGACCGGGGGGGCAGGAGCUUAGCAGCCUUCAGCCCCCCUGUGGUCCCCCGAAAAACACCUGCCAUUGUCCGAGUCUCCAGGAUGUUCUCCAUGGCACACCCACCUCCAAAGGUGCCUCAGCCAGAGCGGCUGGACCAGGUGUAUGAAGCCCUGAAGAGGGGCCUAACGGCCUACCUGGAGGUGCAUCAGUUAGAACAGGAGAAACUCCAAGUUCAAAUCAGAGAAUCCAAGAGAAAUUCUAGGCUGGGCUUUCUCUACGAGUUGGACAAGCAAGUGAAAUCUAUUGAGCGUUUUCUCCGGCGCCUGGAGUUCCACGUCAGCAAGAUUGACGAGCUAUAUGACGGCUACUGCAUCCAGCGGCGGUUGCGGGAUGGCGCCUACAACAUGGUGCGGGCUUAUACUUCAGGGACUCCUGGGAGUCGGGAGGCCAGGGACAGCCUGGCUGAAGCUACUCGCGGGCACCGAGAGUACACCGAGAGCAUGUGUUUGCUGGAGAGUGAACUCGAAGGGCAAUUGGGUGAAUUCCACCUCAAAAUGAAAGGGCUGGCUGGCUUUGCCCGGCUGUGUGUUGGGGACCAGUAUGAGAUCUAUAUGAAAUACGGGCGCCAGCGCUGGAAGCUGCGGGGACGGAUCGAAAGCAGCGGGAAGCAAGUUUGGGACAGCGAGGACAUGGUCUUCCUGCCGCUGCUCACAGAAUUCCUCUCCAUUAAGGUCACGGAACUAAAGAGCCUGGCGAACCACGUGGUGGUGGGCAGUGUCUCCUGUGAGACCAAGGACCUGUUUGCCGCCCUGCCUCAGGUGGUGGCUGUGGACAUCAAUGACCUGGGCACCAUCAAGCUCAGCCUCGAGGUCACCUGGAGCCCCUUUGACAAGGAUGACCAACCUUCUGCGGCUUCCACAGUCACCAAGGCCUCCACUGUCAGCAAGCGCUUUUCCACCUACAGUCAGAGUCCUCCAGACACCCCUUCCCUGCGGGAACAGGCUUUCUAUAACAUGCUCCGUCGUCAGGAGGAGCUAGAGAAUGGAACGGCGUGGUCCCUGUCCUCCGAAUCCUCCGACGACUCCUCCAGCCCCCAGCUCUCCGGGGCCGCCCGCCUCACCCCGCCCUCUCGGCCCCUGGUGCAGCAGCCGGAGGCUCCCCCGAUCCACAUCGCCUUCUCUCGGCCGGAGACCCCCCAUGCCCCAGGGGAGGCCCCGGAGGAGGAGGGGCCCAAAGGCCCUGCCUUGGCCAACGGGCACAUCCCCUACAGCCGAACUCUGAGCCACAUCAGCGAGGCCAGUGUGGAUGCCGCGCUGGCCGAGGCCGGCAAUGACCCUGUGGCCUUGGAGAGCCGAGCCCAGAGCCUCCUGACCCCUGUGGCCUCAGACUCUGACAUUACCCCCCUCCCUGACCCCAGCGCUCCCCCAGGCCCCUUAAGCCCAAGCCCUCCCCUCCCCUGUUUAGAUCCGACCACUCUGCAUGAAAGCCUUACCCCCCCAACCACAGAACCAGUCACUUUAAGCCUGACCUCUCCCUGCCAUCCCAGACCAGUUGAGUCCAAUUUUCCCCACCCAGAUCCCCUCUGCUCCCACCCAGAUCCCCUCUGCUCCCACCCAGAUCCCCUCUGCUCCCUCCCAGAUCCCCUCUGCUCCCGCCCAGACCCCAUCCUCUCCAAUCCAGAGUCUGAGCCCGGUUCUGUCUGCCCAGACUUGGCCCCCUCCCCUUCAGACCCAGUCCCCAGCCCCACCCCUACAAACGAUGUGUCACCAUUGCACCCAGACCCCACGUCCCCGCCCUCAGAUUCCUCCUGCCCCCGUGCGUACCCCGCCUCACCACACAUAGAUCCCCCGCCCGCACAGUCACCCCUCAUGGACCAUGCCCCCAGCCCCGCUGCAGAGGCCCAGGUUCCGGUCCAGGAGGCAGCCGGUAUUCCCCUAACAGAAGCCAAAGCUCCUCCCCAGAGGGGGCUGCUGGAGCAGGGAGCAGGGCUGAAGGACCCAGGGCUGGAAGAAGCCCUGGGGGCCUUGAGCUCUGCCCUGGAUGACUACCGGGGCCAGUUUCCAGAGCUGCAAGGACUGGAGCAGGAGGUGACUCGGCUUGAGAGCCUACUUAUGCAGAGACAGGGCAUGUCCCGCAGCCGGGCGUCCAGCCUCAGCCUCACUGUGGAGCACGCGCUAGAGAGUUUUAGCUUCCUUAACGAUGAUGAAGAUGAGGAUGACGGGCCCGAGGACAGGACGCUGAGCAGCCCAGGGCUUGGGUCCGAGGCUGGGGUCAGUGGUGUGUCUGAGGACGCUCUGGACUCCUCGACGCCUGGCCCCCUCAGCACUGGCUGCCCUGCCCUGGACACGGCCCUGGUCUUGCACCUGCAGCACUGUGGCCACCUCUUGCUGAAACUAGGCACCUUUGGGCCCCUACGAUGUCAGGAAGCAUCAGCAUUGGAACGGCUGCUUCGGGAGGCCUUGGUGCUGGAGAUGGUGUGCCAACUUUGUGGGGGGCAAGUGGGCAAGGCCACCUCUGCUCAAGAAGUGUUGCAGUUUUCUGUUCCUCGGCCGGGUUUCCUGCCUUUCUGGGACCUGUGCACCGAGGGAGGCAAUCUCCUGGUCUGUCCGGUGGAGCGUAUCCUCUUCACCUUCUGCAGCCAGUACGGAGCCCGUCUCUCACUGCGCCAGCCGGGCCUGGCUGAGGCUGUGUGUGUUAAGUUCUUGGAGGAUGCCAUGGGACAGAAGCUACCGAGGAGGCCUCGACCGGGGCCUGGGGAACAGCUCACAAUCUUCCAGUUCUGGAGCCACAUUGAGGCCUUGAAUAGUCCCUCCAUGGAAGCUUAUGUCACAGAGAUGGCUGAAGAGGUUUUACUCGUGAAAAACUUGAAUUCAGAUGACCAGGCCGUGGUACUCCGGGCAUUGAGACUGGCCCCUGAGGGGCGGCUUCACCGGGAUGGACUCCGGGCACUUAGCUCCCUUCUCAUCCAUGGCAACAGUAAGGUGAUGGCUGCUGUCACUACCCAGCUUCGAAGUUUAGCCCUGGGCUCCGACUUCCGGAAGAAGGCCCUGCUUUGUUUUUUGGAACAACUAGAAGAUGAGGACAUACAGACCCGGGUAGCUGGGUGUGUGGCUCUGGGCUGUCUCAAGGCUUCAGAGGGCAUUGAACCACUGGUGUAUCUGUGCCAAACAGACAAGGAGGCUGUGAGGGAAGCUGCCCGCCAGAGCCUCCUUCAGUGUGGAGAGGACGGGCAGUCAGCUCACCGACGGCUGGAAGAAUCUCUGGAAGCUCUGCCUCGUAUCUUUGGGCCAGGAAGCAUGGCCAGCACUGCCUUCUGAGCUCCCUGUCUGCUCUCUACCCCAGGAACAUAGGGAACUUGGGAGUCAUUGUCUAUUCCCUCAAGCCCCUCCCUCACAACCACCUUUCAGGGCUGGCCUUUCCCUGGGAGCCCCCAAUCUAUGGGCCCAACUGACAUUGGCAGGGGUAGGCUGGGGGUCAGGACCCAGGUUCCAGGGUUUCCUCCCAUCCUACAGAUUCCUAUAAAUAUAAAUCUCUUUAAUAUAUUCUUCUGCUACCCCCAGCAGAGAUUGCCACCUGCAGUCAAGUGCCUCCCCAACCUCUUAUCAGGCAUUCCUCACUGAGCUGAUGUCUGGGAUCCCCUUCUGAUCCCCGAUCACUCUGCCUCUCCCCAUCAUGUCUGAUUUUGUAUUUUAUUUACAGAGUUUUGCAAAAAAUAAAAGGCAAAAUCUCUUUCCUA
Molecule: messenger RNA, 3965 nt
Organism: Antechinus flavipes (yellow-footed antechinus)
Lineage: Eukaryota; Metazoa; Chordata; Mammalia; Dasyuromorphia; Dasyuridae
Gene: RIPOR1
Product: RHO family interacting cell polarization regulator 1
Exons: 22
Coding region: 118-3546 (1142 amino acids)
Source: RefSeq, a predicted model, not a curated record